Molecule: messenger RNA, 656 nt
Organism: Cynoglossus semilaevis (tongue sole)
Lineage: Eukaryota; Metazoa; Chordata; Actinopteri; Pleuronectiformes; Cynoglossidae
Gene: mrpl55
Product: mitochondrial ribosomal protein L55
Exons: 3
Coding region: 77-493 (138 amino acids)
Biological process (GO): translation
Cellular component (GO): mitochondrial large ribosomal subunit
Molecular function (GO): structural constituent of ribosome
Source: RefSeq, a predicted model, not a curated record
GACACAUUUUUUCUGUGAACCCCCACUGUCCGACCUUUAACUACUUCCUGUUCUUUUACAGCAGCGGCGGCUGUGAAUGAUGGCAGCGAACAUGUUUGUGUGGAGGUUGUGUUUUCUCCACAACAGCAGUAGUAACACAUUUUCCCGAUGUGUUCGCUCCGUGUUGCCGCUCUGUGUUCAGGCCUCGUCCUUCCACACUCACACAGCACAGUUCAACUCGAACAGAACAUCCAUUGCCUGCCACAGUCAGAGGAAAUUUGAGCGUCUCUAUCCACUGUUGCUGGUGCGACCUGAUGGAUCGACAAUCAACAUCAGAUACAAGGAGCCCAAACGCAUUUUUUUAAUGCCGGUGGAUAUUUCCACUCUAUCUGAAUCAGAUCGCCGCUUGCGGCUAAAGAAGAGGGAAGUUAAGAAAACAACAAAGGAGAAGGUGGUCAAAUAUGAGGACGACUUUGAAGCUGAAAAAUAUAGUCAAUUCUGGAAGAAGAAAUGACUGUAAUGAUGGGGAAGAACACUUCAGCACAUAGUUAUGAAAAUCACAGCAAAAAACUUUAGCAGGACUCUGGAUACUUUUUCCUGAAGAUUUACAAAUAAGAGACGGUUGAUUUAAACUGUUAAUGUUAAAUUGUUAAGUCAAUAAACUCUUACAAAGCUCA